Messenger RNA from Trypanosoma conorhini, 807 nucleotides. RefSeq lists its product as uncharacterized. The transcript has a single exon. The coding region runs from base 1 to 807 and encodes 268 amino acids. NCBI's taxonomy places the organism in Eukaryota, Euglenozoa, Kinetoplastea, Trypanosomatida, Trypanosomatidae. The record is from RefSeq and is a predicted model, not a curated record.
AUGGGAGGAGGCGCACGGCAACGAGGUGGAAGCUUCAGGGGACGAAGGCACUUUUGUGCGGUGAAGGAAAAAAAGGAAAUGUUGGAGUGCAUCAUCGACACCAACGCCGACAUUGACGUGCUCCUCCGCGAGCUGCGGCGAUUGAAGGAGGCGCCGAGAGCGACGGCCGCAGCGCCGGCUGCUGUGCUCUCAUGGGCUGACAUUUGUGCGGACCCCGCGCUUGAGGAGUUGUUUCAGGAGCGGCUCUCAAGUGUGAUGAGCGCCGCAAAGAAGCAGCGUACCAUUUACUUCCCGCGCGAACGUUUGCUGAUUGGCAGCAACGGCGAGGUGGAGGUGGAGCUGCUGGCGCCGCACCUCCGCCUCCUGCCGGAGAGCACGAUGCACAGCAAGUCCAGGCAGGAGGAGCGCCGGGCGGCCUUCAAGGAGGCGAGGCUCAGGGCGUUGGAGGCGCACAAGGAGAAAAUGAUGCAGCUCGUCAUGCAGCGCAUUGAACUGCCGGGCAGGGCGGGUGGAGGUUCCCGCGCGCCAACUGCUGCCGCUGCUGCGGCGGCGGAGGAGGCAACAGGGGCCGACGCCGAUGCACCACCCUCGCCCCCGCUUGACGGCGACGGCGCGGAGAGUGACGGCAGCCUCCCGCCCCCGCCACCCCCCGCAGCAGAGACCGACGGCGACGACGUCGCUGGGGCUGCGUCGGAGGGGGCCGGUGCGGAGUGCGACGACGAUGACGACCCUCCGCCACCGCCACCGCCUUUGGAAGAAGACGAGGAUGACGACGACGAUCCACCGCCGCCGCCGCCGCCGGAGUAG